Lobosporangium transversale is the source of this 1670-nucleotide messenger RNA. RefSeq lists its product as hypothetical. The transcript has a single exon. Bases 106 to 1626 code for a protein of 506 amino acids. NCBI's taxonomy places the organism in Eukaryota, Fungi, Mortierellomycota, Mortierellomycetes, Mortierellales, Mortierellaceae. The record is from RefSeq and is a predicted model, not a curated record.
CUUUUUUUUUUUUUCUUCAAUCCUUCCUCCACAGCCCGCCUUCGCUUUCGUUUUCGCUUCCUUUUUCAUACCUUACGUUUGCAAUAGCAACAACCAUCAGCAUCUAUGGCAUCUGUAAUAGUCUUUCCAAACGUGACUACACACCGCAAGUUGCCACAUCUUUCCAGAGAAUCUAAGGAUCCCAAGGUAGAGACCAAGGACACAAAGAUAUCGCGGGAGAAUCUACCUGUUCUCUUUGACCACAACAUGGAUCCAUUGUCUGCACGCGACCAUGCUCCACUUACGCCUCCGGGGCCUUCAUCUUCAUCUCCUGGCGAACGUAGUAAGGGCUUCGUACCUUCUGAUGCAUCAUCACUAUCGUUAAAAAGCCCCUCAUCAGUAAGCCUAUGCAAUGACAUCAGCCAUACCAAUGGACAAAACCUUUUAUCAAACACUGCUGCCUCUGAGAGCAAGAGUGCUUUGACCACCACUGGUCACAAUCAGGGCAGUGGCGAUGGUUUUACAAUGGAUGAUAAUUUUAGCAAAAGGGGAUCAAUAAAAAUUUCAAAGCCUAACAGCGCAUCAGCCAAGAAUUCGGCGAUGGCAACAUCACCACUAUCAAGGCGAGCAAUUAGGGCCGGACUAUCUGAUGUCAAUCCUGCUACUGCUACACCAAUGCCGCACCCUUCCAUUCUUAAUUCCAACUCUGCGGCUACAGCAGCAGCACCAGAGCGAGGACAGCGAGGGGUGCAGGGCCAUGAGGACGCUGCUGUUGCUACUGUUGCUCAACAAAUAAAUCAUGACAACAAUGCUCACCACCAACAACAACAACAACAACAACAACAACAACUCCAUCCCUCGGACGGACCACAUGGUCCGAACUCAUCAGCUUUGUCGCUGCCAUUGUCUGUCUCCACGACCCCGCCUUUAGAGGUACUAUCUUCGUCAUUGUCGCCACCCGAGUCCAAAACAAUGAGGAUUGCGCUCUACGAUGCAUUUGGAUGUCUGUAUCAUCCUAUUCAGCACACACACCAUCACGCGUCAUCAUCCUUUUCUUCCUCAUCCUCAUUAUCGUCCAUGUCCUCGUCCACAGCAAUGUCGUACGGAAGACUCUCGAAUGCUUCUUCCUCUUCUACUUCUUCGGGCGUGACUGUACCAUCGGACGAGACGAUACCUUUGAUCGGGAUCUCGCCUCGAAGUUCCCCUAUGCUCCGACCCCAUUUGGGGCCCUCAGCACCCAUUACACCCCUGGAUCUCUAUGCUGAGGGACAUGUAGGAGAGGGAGGGUAUUUUGGAUCCAAGAACGGCUCAAUGUCUUCGCCGCCGCCCAAUGGGCUCAACCGAUCAGGGUCUUCGAGACAUCUCUAUGUACAUCACUCUCAUAAUCACCAUCCCCAUCACCAUCCCUAUUCUUACUCCCAUCAUUUACACCAGAGUAUGGAUUCAGCCAAGACUUUGAAAAGUAGAGGGUCCUCGUUGGAUUACAAUCUCAACCCAACGGAGCAUCCGGUGCUGUGUUCGUUACAGAUGCUCAGUUUGACACAUCCCCAUCCUCCAGAACAUUACCACCCACAUUUGGGACAUGACCUUGGACAUGAUCGCGUUUCGAUCACGUCCUCCAGCACAUUGUUUGAAAAGCAAAGUUGAUUCAGUAAAUAGCACAGACUGGGCUGAUGCGCACACACCUAGAG